Molecule: messenger RNA, 2616 nt
Organism: Grosmannia clavigera kw1407
Lineage: Eukaryota; Fungi; Ascomycota; Sordariomycetes; Ophiostomatales; Ophiostomataceae
Exons: 4
Coding region: 1-2616 (871 amino acids)
Biological process (GO): fungal-type cell wall organization
Cellular component (GO): plasma membrane; cell cortex of cell tip
Source: RefSeq, a predicted model, not a curated record
AUGCCCAAGAGACGGCACUGGGCCAAGUACUCAAAGCCGCAGACGACUGCGCCGCACUCUUUGGAGAGCUCCGGCCUCCAGAGUAACCUCCAUCAUGAAGAACCUCAAACCCGAAACGUGAAUGAUCUGCUGGCAAGUCUGCGUAAGGCCAGUCUUGCUCCAAGUAUUGCCGGGACGGGCCAUGGCAGUGGAAGUGGUGACACUGGCUCUGCAGGAAAUGGGUUGACACCACCAGCUGCCCAUGCUAUCGUGGCCCCCAGCGUUCCGCCAGAUAUUGCCCGUAUUCUUCUACCAGGUAUGCCAGCAGCUGCCCCAGCGGCUCAAGCUAAUGGGGGUGGCAUUGCUGCUGCUGGCACGCAAGCUGCAGGCAUUGCCGGCGGGGUUGGUGGUCGUCAGCGUGCUCCAGCAGGCCCAGCACCUCCGCCAUCUUGGCUCUCACAGUCCCGACAUGCUCCACGGCGGAUACAGGCAGACACCCAGAAGUACCAUACUCCCCGGGGUAUUAGCAUGCCUGGAAUCUCUACUCCGAGCCACAGAAGUCUCGUCAGUAUCGUCGUGCGCAAGAUUGCCAUCGAGUGGGCUUUCCAGAGACAUUUCAACCAAUAUUACCUUCCGUACCUUCACGGCGCGUUGAAAGCUGCGGUCGUGUCCUGUCUGAGUGCCCGUGCAGACGCUGGCCAGGGCGUGACGGUGGCGGACCUGAGGACCCUGUUCCUGCUGCCGCAGCCUUUUACUGCUCAAAACCGAUCCGAAGACGCUGAGGCUGACGGCCGUAAUGGCGACUGGGACGACGGUUCUCUGCCGAGCCCGACAUUGUCGAACGAGGAUGUCCACUACCUCGAUCUCGCGCUGUCGAUCGGACGGUCGAUACAACUCAAGGAGCUCAGCGACCUUCUAUUCCCUUUAGGAAUGGGCAGAUCUUCUGCAGCUGCGAAGAAGAGAGCCAGCUUGGACCUGCAGGAGUCGUGGGAUUCCGCGGGCGAGACAUCGCUGCCCCGUUCACUGCUGCCGAACUUGACACAUCUUUCUCUUGCCCAAAGCCCCGGAAGCAUCAGGUCUCAGGUGAACUGGCGGCAGCUUCUGGCGUUUGCAGCACACAUUCCGACGCUCACGCACCUGAGCCUGGCCUACUGGCCCGAGCCGACGCUGACGCCCAAUGCAAAGUUCGUCACCGUCAUUUCGCACGUGGGCGAGAGACGCGUGCAGUACGGCGGGACCGGCCCAUACAGCCACUCGCUAGACGACGACUGGGCCGAGGCCAUCCUCGUGGUCCGAAAGCUGAGCAAGGCGCUGUACGGCCUUGAGUACCUGGACCUGACGGGCUGUGCAUCGUGGAUCCCGGCACUGAUGCACCGGGCGGACCACGACGCGGUGGACUGGGUGGGCGACUGGGGCAAGGUGACAACGCUGGUGCUCUGCUAUGGCAGCGCGUGUGGUGACGGGUACGGCGGCGUGGCCUCGACAGAGCACUUGCCGGGCGAGGUGGCUAGGCAGGUGAAUGCGGCCAGCGAGCUCAAGGCGACGCGGAUCCGCAGCCUCGUUGACUCGCCCCAGGUCCUGGCCAGCGAUGGAUGCUGGAGCCCGCACAGGCUAGGUCUCUUCGCAGGCAACACGCCCGGCUUCAUGGAAGACUACCAGGUCAUUAUGGUACGUGAGAACCCGCCGUUUUUGGCACUGCCAGAUGUUGACCGUCUUCUGCUGCAGCUGAACACGUCGGUGCUCGGCCGCAACUACGUCCCACAGCUGUAUCUCGCCACGGCCGGGGCAUCACGAGCGCUACGCGAGAAGCGCGACCCGGGACACGGCCACAACAGCAGCGACAGCGACUACGACUACGACGUCGUCAACGGGACAGCAGCGGACCGACUACGAGCACGGGAGAUGACGCUGGCGGCGGCCGAGAACGAGAUCGCCGGGCUGACGUAUGCCGAGGCGGCCAACCGGAUGACGGUGCUGCUGGGCAUCAGCGAGUUCUAUACGCUACACGUGAUGAACUCGUGCGAGGGCAGCUUCUCGCCCAACGUGACAGCGCCCAACAACUGGCGCAACGUGACCAACUGCACGUCGCAGAUUGCCAUCCCGCAGCUGAACCUCUCAGGCAUCAUCGACGGUGAGCUGCAGGCCGGCUUCACCGGCGACAGCGGCCUGCUGGCACUGGGCGCCUCACGAAGCCUGGCCGGCGCUCUCAACCGCAUCCCCACCAUCGGCAUGGCCAUUGCCGUCUUCUAUAUUGUCGGCGUCGGUGCCGCCGGUCUCGGCCUGCUGACGUCGGCUAUUGCCCUCGUCACGCUCGCCUCGCACCCGCGCGAGACCCUGCUGGCCGGCCUGGGUACCACGUCGGGCGCAGCCAUGGCGCUGCUGAUCGCUGCCGUCGUCGCCGUCGUCGCCGCUGGGUCCACCGUCGACUCCAUCAACCGGCUGGGCAAGGAUACGAUCGGCAUGGAAGCCGUCCGGGGCACCGCGUUCUGCAACCUUACCUGGGCUGCAUUUGUCUUCAACGGCCUCGCUGCUGUCUACUGGGCAUACCGGCUGCACCAAGAUGCACGGGCUGCAGCCGCCGCAGCCGCCGCCAAAAACAAGGCAGACGCGGCCGCUGAAGCCGAGCCGAAGCCCUAA